AUGCCUUGCUUCGUCGUGCGCUCGGCCCCUCGUGUGAGAGAUGCCUUGCUCUACGAGGCAAAGCUGCUCAAGGCAGGGCUGGUGGUCAUAGGGCCCGUGCGACGCACCAUCACUCUUAUAGGUGGUAGUGCCGGGUCUGACGUGGACAUGAUGACGUUCCUCGCCGACCGGCUGCCGGCCAGCUGCAAGAUCAUGCUCGUCUCAAAUAACGCCUGCUCCGCUACAAGACAAGGCAGAUCUCCCCGGUCCCAAUCCAACGGCCAGGAUUUCUUCGCCCCUCCCCCAUCCCCAGUCCCCCCUGCCCCACCAACCGAAAUCAUUCGAGAAGUUUACGGGCAGGACGAGUACGGGCAGCAGGAAUUUUACCUUGACGAGCUCCUAUUGGCCACGGAUAAUUUCUCCCCGCGGAGAUUGAUUGGGGAGGGCGGCAGCGGUCAGGUGUUUGUGGGUAUGCUUCCACCUGGCAGGUGCCCUCAGGUGGAAUCCCAGGGUGGGGAGAGCGACGGAUGGGGGAGAGGGGCGUGGGGGGAGGGCGGACCAGGGGGAGGCGCAGCAGGGGGGGGCGCAGCAGGGGGGGGCGCAGGGGGAGGCGCAGCAGGGGGGGGCGCAGGGGGGGGAGGCAGCAGUGGGGGGGCCAGUGGGGGCUGUCGGAAGGUAGCGGUGAAGAGGCUACGGUGGUGGGGCCCGGCUGUAGCGGACGUGCAGGGGGCGGCAAAUGCUCGGCAGUUUCUGGCGGAGCUGCGCGUGCUGAGAAGGAUUCGGCACCCGAGCCUGCUGGGGCUGCUGGGUGUGUGUGCGACAGCAGGAGAACUGCUGAUGGUCUUUGAUUACCUUCCAAAUGGCUCCCUGGAAACAAGGCUGAGAGAUCAUACGAAGCCGCCUCUACCUUGGGAUUUGCGCAUGCGCAUCGCCUGUGAGGCGGCCACCGGGCUGGCCUUCCUGCACGCGUGCCGGCCGCCCAUCAUCCACCGGGAUGUGAAGGCUGCCAACGUGCUGCUGGAUGCCCACAUGCACGCCCUGGUCUCCGAUUUUGGCCUGGCCAAGGUGGCUUCAGACCAGUACACCCAGCCAAUGGCAGUUACCAGCAUCAUGGGCACCCGAGGCUACGUGGCACCAGAGUACGUGCAAACAGGGCUCAUAACAGCAGCAAUAGACGUGUACGCGUUUGGAGUCAUUCUUCUGGAGCUUAUAACGGGUCAUGUGCCCUUCCAUCCCGGCAGGCAGCCCCCCAACCUCUCUGCCUGGGCCAUCCCCAUCGCCAACAACAUGGAGUUCACGCGCCUCGUGGACUACCGCCUGGAAGAACGCUACGACCCAGCGCAGCUGCAGGCGGUGUCCAUGCUGGCCGUGCUGUGCCUCGCCUCCAACCCCAAGGAGAGACCUUCCAUGGACCAGGUUGUUACCUGGCUGAGGGACUGGAUAAGGGUUCGCACCACAGACCAACUACAAACAUCUUAG
Messenger RNA from Closterium sp. Yama58-4, 1458 nucleotides. The record is from the annotation of a GenBank genome assembly. NCBI's taxonomy places the organism in Eukaryota, Viridiplantae, Streptophyta, Zygnematophyceae, Desmidiales, Closteriaceae.